AUGGUCGUGCUUGAUGCGGCUCCUCGGCCCACUCCUCUUUCUCCAGUUCCAGAGAGCAGCACCGGCAGUCAGAGCAUUCAUGGCUUAGGGGCAGCGCGCUCCUACCGGCAGCUGCCACCAGUUUUGGAAGGAGAUGUUACUGUUCCUUCCCACCGGACACCAGAAUCCUCUCCGUCGGCUGCCAGUCUAAGCGCGAACGACACAUACAGACUCGCGGUGGAAGCCUGGCCUUCUGAUAGCGAGGCAAGCGCGACGGAGUCCACAGUCACGACAGCCAGCGUUGCGGAGUCUGCACAGGCUGCAGCAGUGUCCAAGAACGGUGCACGACGGAUGACGGAGCCCAGCGUUCAGCCGGCGAAAAAGAGUCCUCGAAGCUCUGUGCUCGGCAAGCCACAGCCACAAAGCAAGAAGCUGAGCCGCGCAUCACCGGGAGCAGCGAGCUCCGGUGAGUUCAAGAACCUUCGUGUGGAUGGCUUGGAGGAGCCGCACUCAUCUGUCAAGCAAAGGGCAACGAGGCGUGCGGCUUCGGAACCUCCGCGAUCUCUUGGCGGAGAAGUUCGCAAAUCAGGAUCGCCACCUCCGCGGCAGUCCCAGGUUUCACUGGCCACGCCUCCACGGACAAAGCGGGCCUCCAUUGGUGAACGUCCAGGCAUCUUUGUUAACAGUAACGAUGCCUCCACGUCUGCUGGAUCGAAAGGCAAGCUGCAAAAGAGCCCGCAACCCUCCACAGCCGAAGCCCAAGCUAAAGAGGGAGAGUUGGCACGCCGAAUUGCGACGAUGACCUGUGGACCGGAGAUUGAGGCUAGCCGCGAGUCCAGCCUGCGCAAUGCAACACAGAAGCCAGCGAACGAUGGCUUUCGUCGUUCGAACGAGCUCUUGGAUUCGAAGCUCAUCACGGCCGAGGCCGGUGAGUUCGAGCGGAUUCAUUUUCCCGAGGGCUUUAUCACCGAGUUGGUUUGUGCUCGUUAUGGCACGCUGGACACGGAUUUCAAGGACUGGGCUGAUGUCACCGAUCAGACUCGCGAAGAUCUUCUGCAAGGCAGGGCGGUGCCGGUGACCAAUGAGAGGAUGGGCCUCGACCCCAAAAUCGGCUGCAGGAAAGUCUUUCGCAUCCAGUACAAGCAUUCGACGAACUUGGUGGAAGUUGUGGUGCAAGAAGGUCAAGGUCUGGAGCUUCCACCCGGUAGCGCUGAGGGACUUGUAUGUGCAUUCUACGGCAUUUCUGACAAGGUAGUUGAUGUGAUCGCCCCGCUGAGACAGCUGAUGUUGAGCGGCCAGCAAGUCACUGUCUCGAACGAGGAGUUUGGCGUUGACCCGGCUCCCGGACAAGUGAAGCAGCUGCGAGUGCAGUAUCAGUCGACUCCCAGAUCAAGCUUCCGGCUUUACACAGGCGGCGAGCUGGCGUCGUUUGAGGUGCUGGCAGCGCCUCUCUUUGCUUCGCUUCUACAGGUUCAUUCUGUGAGCUACGCUGACUUUCUUCAGUCCUUGGUCUCUGGGAACCUCUUGGGUGGCAAGACCGAAGCUUCUGGCAAGUCCGGGGAGAUCUUCUGGCGGACCCGCGAUCACAGAUAUGUUUUGAAAACGGUCUCUGAGCAAGAGGUUGGCCAGUUGAUCAAGAUGCUACCCGAGUACAAGGAGCACUUGGAAGGCAAUCCUGACUCAGUCCUUACCAGAUAUUAUGGGGCGUACCGGUUCCACUUGAACGGGGAGAAUACCUUCUUUGUCGUGAUGAGCAAUGUCCUCGCGGGCUUGGGCGAAAUUCAGGCUCUCUUCGACCUCAAAGGAACCACCGAAGAUCGAUGGGUUGACCCCAAAACUGGCGGCUGCCUCAAGGAUAACAACUUCGCUCCAAUCACGCUUUUUCUGGACAGGCAAGAUGCGAAGAUGAUCAACGAUUGCUUGGCUGCUGACACUGCUUUCCUUCAGGAGCAAGGAAUCAUGGACUACUCACUGCUUGUGGCCCUCUGCCCACCUGACGACCCUGUGCCUGUGGCAGAGACGGCUGGGCAUCACCGAGUGUUCUCAGCGAAGGAAAGCCGGGGUCUCUGGGGAGAGACUCGAGAUUGUACGGUCUGUCUUGGCCUUGUUGAUAUGCUGGUAACCUAUGGCUGGAAAAAGAAGGUUGCCCACCUCUUGAAGGCUCUGACUAUUGGUUGGGUGGAUGAGAUCGACACCAUGCCGCCACACAUCUAUGCCGAGCGCUUUUGCAACUACUUCGCCAAGAAAAUUCGACCGCAAGCAUCACUAUUGCAAGUGACUUCAGUCCCGAGUAAUCUCUUCAAGACGCCCUGCGGCGCCUUGGGACGAUCUGGUGGCACGGCUAGCUUCUUUGCCACUGAGCUUUUGCAGCAGGACGGAGCACAAGGAGAGGAGAGCAAGCAUUACUGGCUCGGUAAAGACUUGGCCCGAGCUCGAGAUGAAGUGGUGUUCUACGAAGUUGCCAAGACUUUACAGGGCAAAGACGGCUGGCAGAUCCUCAACUUUAUGACACCUUACAGAGGCGUGUGUCGUGCUCCUUGCGCAGUAAAAGACGGCAAGGACGCCGAAGAUGUCGACCUGGAGCUGAGAACCAAGAAAAGCCCUGCCAAGCCAUUGGAACGCACGAUGUUGCUUCGGAAUUGCAGAGACGGCAUGGUCAGUGCACGGAUGCUUGACAUCAAGAUGGGCAACGUCACUGCGGUCGGUGGAUGGCAGGGCAAGGGCAACAUGAAGGCGUUUGUCCAGAACAUUACCGUGGACUCGAACACGAACUCUGCUGGAGAAGGCUUCCGUCUCGAAGGGUUCGACAAUCCUCCGGCACUUCUUCGAAGCAUCGAGCACCUGCAGCUGAGUCACAUUCCUCGGCACGCACAGAAGCGACUGCGCCGUUUUAAUCUGCAGCGCAUGCAGGCCGUGGGUCUGCUGAUCGUCACAAUCCAGGCGCCGGAGUACACGCGAGACUUUCCAGACCAGGCACCGGGACCUCCGAACGAGCGUUGCCUUCGGGCCAUCGAAGUCCAGGAGCAGGUCUUGCUCCAGUGCAUUCAGCAGGUCGCUGGCCUCGUGGUGGCAUGUCGCAAGGUGCUUAGUGCCUUGUCUCGUGAGCUUGACACGGGCACUCUGUCGGACGCACAUUGGGAAGUGCCCGUGCCACAGCAAUGGAUAGGCUCAUCGGUCAUGUUUGUUUUCGAUUGUGCAACAUUCCCGCAACGUGCUUCGCAAAGCGUUCCAACUCGGGUGCACAUCUUUGACUGGGGCCGCUCGGAGCUCAACACCGAGGAAGGCCAUGCCAGGCUGUCGCAGUCCGAGCAAGCUGACCGGCAGAAAUUCUGGCGUCUCUAUCGCAUCGCCCUUGCCAAGCUCCUUUACCAGUGCUGCAGCCUCUAUGUGGCAAGGUUCUGGAAGCCAGUGGCCAGUAUCGCGUUCAGAGUUUGGGACAAGGACGCAUUCACAGAUGACGACUUCAUCGGUGCAGCAGAGCUUUCCUCAGUUCUGGCAGCAGACGAGGCAACUGGCACAAAGGACUUGCAGCUUCAGGACAUGGGCGGACACCGGGUAAAGGCUGGAUUCCUUUUCAAGGGAGAGACGUCCGUGAAAGUGUCCUUCAAGCCACUCAACCUACCGAGUACGUCGCGGCUGUGUGGAGGUGACGUUGCCAGCCCUUCUGAUCCAUUCGUGGAGAUUUCUGCACUCGGUGCACCGGCAUCUUUCGUUCGCAAGAACUUGGGCCACGGCAAGCUGGAGAAGUUUCGGAGUGCACGAGGCGCAGCUCGCCAUUUGGCCACAGCACUUGGGGACGACGCCAAGGAUGCCUUCCGAAGAGCUCUUCUCCAAGGAACCCAUCAUCCGCGGUGCGCAAAGCUGGGGUUUGUUGGCCCUGCACGCGCUGGGAAGACUUCGACUUUGCAAGCCUUGGCGGGCCUGCCUCUGAGGCGCGAUCAGGAGAGCACGCACGGCCUGGCUUGUUGGGCACUCUCGCAGGACCUGAUCUCUGCAGCUCCAGGGCAACGCUGGCAGCUGCAGGAUGCGCAGACAGCGGCGAGCAGCUCACGCUGGGAUCGUGGUGUCGCGAAGCACUUUGGCACUGGAGACAUCUUGUAUGUGGCAGACCUCGUUCGCCCACCUGGCAAUGCCGUUCCGCCCAAUGCGGCGAAGAUGGGAAAGCAGGAAUCCUUGGAUGAGAAAGCCGUCAUGAAGCGAAUGCCGGUGGAUUUGAUUGCAAGGCGGCUCGGAGAGACCGCAGCCAACUUGAACACCUCUCACGAGGACAAAACGGUCGUGUUGGAGGCUUACGAUUUUGGCGGACAGGAAGUAUACUACGCCAUGCACCAUCUGUUUCUGAGUGAUUAUGGCAUAUACUUGGCUUGUAUAGAUCUUUCUGCCUUCAAUGCGAUGGGCGUCGAAGAAGCGAAGGAGUCAGAGGCUUCCGACACGUGGCAAGCUCUGGAGUGGUGGCUGGCUUCUAUUGCAGUCCAUGCCCCGAACUCGCCUGUGGCCAUCGUUGGCACGCACGACGACUGUCUUUCGCAAGACUCCCGGCGGACAGUGUAUGCAGAAGUCAAUGAGCGCAUAUCAGCUUUCUGCACGAAGCUGCCCGAGCUCAAUGAGCAACUACAGAUCAAUGAGCAGAGCCAGCUCUGCUUCUUCCCAGUUGACAACGCCACCACCGACAGUGGAAGAUCCAUUUGCGAUCUUCGCGAAGCCAUCGAGAGCAUGGUCGCCAAACUGCUUCAAGGACCGCUGAGCACGGCGGUGCCCCUUCGCUGGAGCCACUUCUGGGCGGUGCUGCAGCGGACCGGAGGCAGCGGCAACCUGGGCCCGCUGACACGCGUGGAAGACUUGUGGCAGCGUUGCAAGCGAUACGGCUUCGAGUCGCGGGCGGAACUGCAAAACUUCUUGCGCCAUUUUCACGGACUUGGCGCUUUGCUUCACUUCCCGGAGUCGGUCUUUGAAGAGCUGAGAGAUUUAAUUUGCCUGAAGCCCGGAUGGGUUGGCGAUGCGGCAGCCGCUGUGCUCACAGCGAAGGACAAGGUCUUCCAAGGCUGUGUCAACCAAGUGGCAGAGCUGAAGGAGAAAGGGCUGCUCCACGCCCAGCUCCUGGCGACAGUGUGGCGUGCAAAGCAUUUCGCCAAAUAUCAAGGCGAAUUGGUCGGGCUUCUUCAGGCUCUGGAUUUGCUUCUAUCUUGGGGGCACGACAAGCAGAGCCCACUGCAGCGGCAGAAUGUCUUUCUGGUGCCCUCGCAGCUUCCUCUGCGGCCGCUGCGCGAGCGCGAAGGGGAUGACCAGGACGCCUGCGUGCUGUACUUGGACUUCCAUGGCCUCCUCCGUCGCCUUCUGCCGACACUGAUCCCGCGAUUGCUUUGCAGUUUGAGCAAAGUCGAGUCUGGAGUGCAGAUCUUGUCAAUGUACGCGAACUUCGCGACUUUCGCAGUCUCCACACAGGGCCAAGCUCAGGGCGACUCUCUGCGAUACUCCGGGCACUGGCGUCCCAGGGAGCUCCUGUUGGUGUCUGUCCAGCCUUGGGGUGAUCUGUUGCGGUGCUCCUUACGCCCACGGCGCUCUGAGGCACAAGCACGGCAUUCGUGGCGGCACGUAGAGCGAUUGCUUCACAACUUCCGAGAGGCAAUCACAGCGUGGAUGCCAAGGAUAAGCUUUCGCGCCGGCAUCCGAUGCCCCUCCUGCACGGCAGGACACACACAUGUCCUUGACCUGCACAGUGUGCUUCGAGAUGAAGACCUUGCGGUUUGCCCCAAAUCCGGUGACAUUAUUGAGGACUUACCUUCUUGGCUCCUUGACUGGCGACAACAUCUUCUGCAACGCCAGCAGCCAGGCUCAGGGUCUCCGCGCGGUGUCGGCAAGCCAGAAGAAAGCGACAAGAGGAUUGACAGAGACCCGAUCAAGCCCGGAGAAAUGGGCCCAGUGCCGCCGAAGGCGGCAGGGCUCCAGCUCGACUACCUGUAUGCGUCUCCUCUGGAUGUGGCGCCGCUGGACAUCCGAAGUGAAAUUGAAGCUCUGGCUACAAUGCCUGGUGUGGAGUGCCUCUCAGUUCGCACUGCCACCACCGAAACUUUGGCAGAAGUUUGGAGGACGGAGCGUUCCUCACCGGCCCCUCGGGUCCUCGUCCUGUCAGCCCACUGUGCGGUGGAGAAGUCUCAGCCUUCAUUGCUACUCGAGGAUGCAGUUGGUCAUGCGCAAGUGGUGGGCAUCCGGGACAUGGAUGAGUUGUUGGCGCUGAAUGAUCUGAAUGGCCCAGACCUGGCAGCAGGAGAUAGGCCAAGUGGCUUGGUUGCCGAGGAGUGUCGGGUGUUUUUCCUUGCUUGCGAUGGCGGCAGUCAGGCUUGA
Molecule: messenger RNA, 6321 nt
Organism: Symbiodinium necroappetens
Lineage: Eukaryota; Dinophyceae; Suessiales; Symbiodiniaceae
Source: the annotation of a GenBank genome assembly